AUGUCGAGCAAUACUGGGCCAAGAGAUAGUCUUUCCGACUAUGAAUUCAGCUUUGAGGCGUACCUCGAUUAUACGACUGGAAUUGAAGUCGACUCAAAUCCUUGGAGUCGUCCCACGCUAGAUACCGCAUCCGUGGCAGAGAGCAUCUACGAGUUCCACAAGGAGAACGGGCGGACAUACCACGCUUAUCGCGCCGGCUCCUACUACUAUCCCAAUGACAUUAUCGAGGUUGAACGGCUGAAUACUCAACAUGAGACUCUCAAAAUCCUCUUAGAUGGCAGGAGUUGCCUUGCUCCCUUUUCUGAGGAAAACCCUCCACACAAGGUCCUUGAUAUCGCCACAGGCUCUGGCUGCUGGGCUAUCGACAUGGGGGAUGAGUUCCCUGAAGCUCGAAUCAUUGGUACGGACUUGUCUCCUAUCCAGAGCGAGUUAGUUCCUCCUAAUGUUGAGUUCAUAAUUGACGACGCAACCGAUGAGUGGCCUCAAGGUAGGGACUGGUGUAACUUUGACCUGAUACACACCAGGGUAACUAUGGGCUGCUGGUCUGACAUGACUAAACAAAUCAUUCAGCCGGCCUUUGAACGGCUGAGGCCUGGUGGAUGGAUAGAAUGUCAAGAACUGGAGGGCCUUAUGGAGUGCGACGACGGCUCGGUCAGAGAAGACAACGCUUUCAAAAAGUGGUGCGAUGAUAUUGUCGACGCUAGCAUAGCCGUUGAUCGACCCUUGCCCGGUGCCGCAAAUAUAAAGCAAGCGCUCACGGAGACCGGAUUCGUCGACAUCCAUGAAAAGAUAUAUAAGAUCCCUAUCAACGGCUGGCCCAAGAACCGCAAGCUUAAGAGGUUUGGAGAGCUAUGGCAUGCGAACGUGGUGGAAGGACUACAGGCGCUUAGCUAUGGCUUAUUGCAUCGCGUUAAAGGCAUGACCAAGGAAGAGAUCGAGGUCAACCUUGUCGACGUGAGGAAAGCUUUGGCAGAUCAGAGAAUGCAUGGUUAUCAGAAGUUCUAUGUUGUAUGGGGCCGCAAGCCAGAGGAUGUUGACAUGUCCUAG
Molecule: messenger RNA, 1047 nt
Organism: Fusarium falciforme
Lineage: Eukaryota; Fungi; Ascomycota; Sordariomycetes; Hypocreales; Nectriaceae
Exons: 6
Coding region: 1-1047 (348 amino acids)
Molecular function (GO): methyltransferase activity
Source: RefSeq, a predicted model, not a curated record